Vespa mandarinia (Asian giant hornet) is the source of this 3287-nucleotide messenger RNA. Its product is annotated as muscle LIM protein Mlp84B. Gene Ontology annotation, cellular component: cytoplasm; Z disc; nucleus. Gene Ontology annotation, molecular function: structural constituent of muscle; actinin binding. NCBI's taxonomy places the organism in Eukaryota, Metazoa, Arthropoda, Insecta, Hymenoptera, Vespidae. The record is from RefSeq and is a predicted model, not a curated record. Gene Ontology annotation, biological process: sarcomere organization; muscle tissue development.
CGAAGUCGACGCCGACGUCGUCGACAUCACUGAAGUUCCGAUGCACACGUGCCGUGUGCAAACUCCGGACGGUAUGACUAGGACGGUUCCGAGACGGGGACGGCCAUUCGAAUCCAGUAUUAGUGCGGUGUAGAGUGCUCGGUGCUUUUUAACUUAACCAUCCAUCUCAUUUCUUAUCUACCGUAAUCUUCGUUGCUCUUAUACAUACACAUACAUCCACGUUUUUCUGUGUCUUUCUUCGAAAUACUCGUACGUACCGUUAGUGUAUAUACAAGAUGCCUUUCAAACCAGUCGAGCAUCCAAAAUGCCCCAAAUGCGGCAAAUCUGUUUACGCCGCUGAGGAACGAGUUGCCGGAGGAUUGAAGUGGCACAAAAUGUGCUUUAAGUGCGGUCUUUGCGGAAAGCUUCUCGACUCGACGAACUGCUCCGAGCACGAGGGUGAGCUUUUCUGCAAAGUCUGCCAUGCCCGCAAGUUCGGCCCUAAGGGCUAUGGUUUCGGUGGUGGCGCCGGUUGUCUUUCCAUGGACCAAGGCGAACAUCUGAAGAGUAGCGAGGAACUUGCGAGAGGAUCGAACGCUGUAUUGGAACCACGUGCCAUUGCAAAAGCACCCGAGGGUGAGGGAUGUCCUCGUUGCGGAGGAUACGUUUAUGCUGCUGAACAAAUGUUAGCACGGGGAAGGGGUUACCACAGGCAAUGCUUCAAGUGCAAAGUCUGUCAACGGUCUCUGGACUCGACGCUUCAUUGCGAUGGUCCGGAUCGCGAUAUAUAUUGUCGAGCUUGCUAUCCGAAGAAAUUCGGUCCGCGAGGUAUUGGUCAUGCUGGGGUUAUGUGGAUCGGCCUGCAGUGCGAUAUUGAGGAUGAGGGUGAUGCCGCUCCUCGUACUACGGUUAUCGACACAGCCAUCAUCAAGGCUCCACCUGGCAAGGGAUGUCCACGUUGCGGAGGUGUAGUCUUUGCCGCGGAACAGGUGCUUGCAAAGGGACGCGAAUGGCAUAGAAAAUGUUACAAGUGUCGUGACUGUACCAAAACGCUUGACUCGAUCAUUGCUUGCGAUGGUCCUGACAAGGACGUCUAUUGCAAAACUUGUUACGGGAAGAAAUGGGGACCUCACGGUUAUGGAUUUGCCUGUGGUUCUGGUUUCUUGCAGACCGACGGUCUAACGGAGGAUGAAAUUUCAGCGAGUCGACCUUUUUACAAUCCGGACACGACUUCCAUCAAAGCACCAGCCGGACAGGGCUGUCCUCGUUGCGGUGGCAUGGUAUUCGCAGCUGAACAACAGCUAGCUAAGGGUACCAUGUGGCAUAAGAAAUGUUUCAAUUGUGCCGAAUGUCAUCGUCCUCUUGACUCGAUGUUAGCUUGCGAUGGCCCGGACAAAGAAAUUCAUUGCCGUUCCUGUUACAGCAAACUUUUUGGACCUAAAGGAUUUGGCUUUGGACAUACUCCUACUCUCGUUUCGACGAAUGGUGAUCAUGCACCAUCCUACAUUGAUUCGAAGCCUCAGCUUGGGCAGAAACGUAAUGACGGACACGGUUGUUCUCGUUGCGGUUAUCCAGUCUACGCUGCUGAGCAAAUGAUUUCGAAGAAUCGUGUCUGGCACAAGCGUUGCUUUAGCUGUGCAGCUUGCCAUCGUUCCUUGGACUCGACGAAUCUCAACGAUGCACCGGAUGGUGAUAUUUAUUGCAGGGGUUGCUACAACAGGAAUUUUGGACCUAAGGGUGUCGGUUUUGGCAUGGGCGCGGGUACACUAACGAUGGCUUAAAUUUUACCGUCUUUAACAACAUUCGAUGCGCGUGCACACACAUACACAUACACGCACGCACGCACGCACACACUUAUACAAAUUUACACGUUCUACACGUACAUAAGACAUCAUUGACACGAACAUCUUCUAAUUAUACGGUAAAUUUAUUUCAUCAAUUUUUAAUGGGGGCAAAAAAAAAGAAAAUAACGGUUUUAUCUUCUCUCUCGAAAUUUGAUCUUCCGUAGUGUUAUAUAUCCAUAUAAAUACAUCCUAUAUACAUACAUCUGUCUAUACGCUAUCUAUGUUAAAGAAAAAAUAAGAAAUAAGUGAGAAAUAUUUUUAAUUGAAUAGAACGAACGACGAGCACUCUGGUCUUUAAAAAUGAAAUGGAAAAAAAAAAAGAAAAAAAUUAAUACAUCCACCAUCGCCCGUCAUUAUAUUUUCGAUCAUAGCUAGAAAACUAUUAUUAUAUGGAACUAAUAAUACUUCUAACGCGAUAUUAUAAAAUAAUAAUAAUAAUACUCAUAAAUAUCGUUUAGCUUUAUCUCUUAAUAUCAUCAAUUUUGCUGUCACUUUCAAGCUGGAAUUACGAAAACGAGCGAACGAACGUAAUGCUACAAUGAAAUAAUAUAUACGUCGAUGAUAAUCGAAUAAACGAACUUUCUGCGUGAAACAAAGUACAAUUUCCUUCUUUUUAUCAUUGAUAAUUGUCCGCGGUGCGUAAAAGCUACACAAUGUUCCAUCGAUGUUAUCAUUCAGAAAUGAAAUGCGAGAAUUUAAAAGAGAGGGAUGCGAGGAUGGCUAUUAUUUACAUUUAACACACACUAAACGCACAUUCCUCCUCUUUGUAUCAUGUGCGCUAUUGUGCGGUUAUAUGUGAUCAUAGAACCUUGUAUCACUGCCUAUCACAGAAAGUCUUCGCUUUACGAAUAAUUCUUUAUAUAUUUCUUUUUUAAAUAUAUAUGUAUUAAAAAAAAAAAGAAAAAAUAUAUAUAUAUAAAAGAAACGAUAAUAACAUGGGGAGUGCUCUUUAAACGUUAAUUCUCUACGUUAAAUGUUCGACUCUCCAUUUCCGAUAAAAAGGACUUUCGUGUUAAUUAAGGUUAUUCGCUUGAGAGUUAAAUAAUUUAAUAGGUGAUAAAUAUACGUGAUUUAAGAAAGAGAGAAAGAGAAAAAGAGAGAAAGAGAGAAAGAGAGAAAGAGUGAGAGAGCGAGCGAACGAGAGAGGGUGAGAAAGGACCAUUUAUAGGCAAAAUGUUUUAAUCCAUAGUUAUAUUAUAUAAUACGUAGGAAAAGCAAAUUAAUGGAAGUAUCAUCAGGUGUGUCUGUUACAAGCCGCCAUAUAAAAUGAACACUGAAACGUAUAUACAUGUAUAUAUAUGUAUUACGACGCGAUACGAUCUGAUCGAACGAAAUUUAUUAUACAUACAUACACGUCAUAUCUCAAUCGUGUAAUCAGGAAAAAGAAUGAUGUAAAUCGAUUAUAAGACAAAAUCUUAUAUUAUUGUAAUUUUCAGUGAAUAUAUAUAUUCGAAAGUAAAGUGA